GCUGACGGGACAGCGGCGCGAGCCAAUCGCAGCCAGCCCUCCGAGCCACCGACACCUGGGUGGAGACUUCGGAUGCUGCGGCUGCAGUUCUAAGAACAAGAUAGAAAUCAGCUAUGGAUAACUCAUAUGAUUUCAGUGAACGCAGCGCAUGUAAUGGAAUUCCAUCGGAGAAGAUAAACAACUUCCUUGUGUCAGAAGAUCAUGGGCAGAAAAUCUUAAGUGUACUGCAGAAUUUUAGAGAACAAGAUGUCUUUUAUGAUUUCAAAAUAAUCAUGAAAGAUGAAGUGAUCCCAUGUCAUCGUUGUGUGUUAGCAGCAUGCAGUGACUUUUUCAGGGCCAUGUUCGAAGUCAACAUGAAAGAGAGAGACGGUGGGAGUGUUACCAUUACUAACUUGUCUUCCAAAGCAGUGAAAGCGUUUCUCGAUUACGCCUAUACUGGAAAAACAAAGAUAACAGACGACAACGUGGAAAUGUUCUUCCAGCUGUCGUCCUUCCUUCAGGUCUCCUUCCUAUCCAAAGCUUGCAGCGACUUUUUAAUAAAGAGUAUUAAUGUUGCCAAUUGUUUGCAGCUACUGUCCCUCUCGGAUAGCUACGGCUCCGCCCGUCUGUUUGAUCACGCCUUGUCCUUCGCACAGCGUCACUUCUCCUUGCUGCUGAAGUCCAGCGACUUCCUGGAGAUGAGCUUGGGAGUGCUGCAGAAGUGCCUGGGGUCGGACGAACUGGAUGUUCCCGAAGAAGAAACCGUGCUGCAGGCCGCCCUCGCCUGGACCAAGCAUGACCUGGAGGCGAGGCGGGAGCACCUGCCGCGCCUGCUGCGCCAGGUGCGGCUGCACCAGCUGCCCGAGGCGGCGCUGCGCGGGGGCGCCGGCGGCCUCUUCCCCGACGCCCGCCCGGCCACCACCGAGAAAUACAUAUUCGUCCACAAAACGGAGGAAAACGGAGACCACCAGCACACGUUUUGCUACAACAUCAAAGCCGACUCGUGGAAGGUCCUGCCGCAGUCGCGCCUGCGGGACCUGCCGGGCUCUAGCCUGGUGAGCUACGGAGAGAAGCUGUUCCUGACGGGCGGCUGCAAGGGGCCGUGCUGCAGAACCGUGCGGCUGCACAUCGCCGGGGCCCACCACGACGCCACCGACCAGGCCUGGUGCUACUGCCCCGCCCGGAACGACUUCUGCCCCGCCGCGGCCAUGAAGACGCCGAGAACCAUGCACGCGUCCGUCAUGGCCCUCCACAGGCUGUUUGUCAUCGGUGGAAAGACCACAGGAUCUCAGGCCAUUAAAAGUCUCUUAGAUGUUGAGUCUUACAACCCUCUCUCCAAAGAAUGGGUGUCCGUCAGCCCGCUACCCAGGGGCAUCUACUACCCCGAAGCGAGCGCGUGCCAAAGUGUGAUUUAUGUGCUGGGGUCGGAGGUCGAGAUCACCGAUGCCUUCAACCCAUCCCUUGAUUGCUUUUUUAAAUACGACGCCAAAACUGAUCAGUGGUCUGAGUUAGUAGCAGAGUUUGGGCAAUUUUUUCAUGCCACACUAAUUAAAGCUGUGCCGGUCAACUGUACGCUGUAUAUAUGUGACCUUUCUACCUAUAAGGUGUACAGCUUUUGUCCAGAUACUUGUGUGUGGAAGGGCGAGGGGUCUUUUGAAUGCGCAGGCUUUAACGCGGGUGCGGUUGGAAUUGAAGAUAAAAUCUACAUAUUGGGUGGUGAUUAUGCACCCGAUGAGAUCACAGACGAGGUGCAGGUCUACCACAGCAGCAGGUCAGAGUGGGAGGAAGUGUCACCGAUGCCAAGAGCCUUAACCGAAUUCUACUGCCAGGUUCCAACAUAAUUGAGGAUAUAGAAAAUCUGAGCUCUAGAUAAGUGGAUCAUUAUUUUUGCAUUUCUUGAACUAUUAAAUGUUCAAAUUUGUGUUGCAAUUAGGAAUUUCAGCAUUUAAAUUAGCUCCAUAUCAGUUUCCUGUGAUGGUAUGUACCAACUGUAAAUCACCAUGUUGGUUUACUACUUUAGUAAAUUAUUCAUAGUGAAUUAUUUUCUAAGUUUAAAACAAAUGACUGGGCUUUUGGUAUUGAUAGUAGUAUUCACAACCAACCUCUGUUUAGACGUUUAGCCACCUUUAACUCAAACAAGGGAAGAAUUAAUCAUCCUAGUUCUAAGCUAGGAUGAUUCUGCUUUGCAGAAAGAUAUGUUUUUUUAAUCAGUUUAAAAGACAUAAGCACUUUAGCUUUUAAGACCCCCUAUUUAUAGCUCAGGUAAUGUGCAGAGCAGAUUUCUCUGGAAUCAAAUGUAGCUUCCCACACUCUGUAGUAAAUGUUAAUCUGAUGUAAACAUACAUAUUCUUUAGAAGUAUGUUCCAAAGUGGAAAUAUACCUAAGUGAAGGUUCUUUUAUUUUACCAUGUAAAUGUAUGCAGUCAUAAGUUUCAAAUAUAUUUUUCAAAAUAAAAUAGGAUAUUAGACCAUAUUAUCAUGUAAUUUCAAAAUCAGGGAAUGUCUCUAGUCAGUUGCAUAAAAAGUAUUCUGUAGAAUUGGUGGCCUUCCUCCCUGCCUACCUUAUUUGGUCCUGCCCUUUCCUCUUCUUAUCUUUCUUAUCUAUC
Miniopterus natalensis is the source of this 2584-nucleotide messenger RNA. NCBI's taxonomy places the organism in Eukaryota, Metazoa, Chordata, Mammalia, Chiroptera, Miniopteridae. The record is from RefSeq and is a predicted model, not a curated record.